This is a messenger RNA of Ctenopharyngodon idella (grass carp), 3100 nucleotides long. It is a transcript of the gene cers4a, whose product is annotated as ceramide synthase 4a. The coding region runs from base 770 to 1891 and encodes 373 amino acids. NCBI's taxonomy places the organism in Eukaryota, Metazoa, Chordata, Actinopteri, Cypriniformes, Xenocyprididae. Gene Ontology annotation, cellular component: membrane. The record is from RefSeq and is a predicted model, not a curated record. Gene Ontology annotation, molecular function: sphingosine N-acyltransferase activity; DNA binding. Gene Ontology annotation, biological process: ceramide biosynthetic process. The transcript has 11 exons.
CACAAAACAGGAACAGGGGAAAUAAUCUGUGACAUUGAACCUUUUGAUUUCAGCAAAACCACACCUUGCUUGAUCAUAUCUCUAGAAAAUUCUCACAGUCAAUACACAUACCCUUCUGUUUUCUUAAUAUUUUACAAAAAAAGAAAAAAAAAAAAUCUAGGAUACUAUAGUUAACUGUAGAUAGACAGAUAGAUAUUGUUGGUGUUCAUCUAAUAGUCAUUAGGGGGCGUCUAUACUGGUGUUUGUGGAAAGCAAAGCACCUUACAGCAUGUUUCCUCCCUGAUGGAGAGAAAGACGGAGGAGAUGCUGCGGCUGCUGCUAAAAGCUCCCGUUUCUCAUGCGUUUUCAUCGGUUCUCUCGACUCUGGGAUAAUUUCAUGAAUGCAGGACCAAUUUUACUCUUGGAAGCUCCUAAAAGACACAAAAACAGAGGUCUAUGUGGUGGACGUGAGUUGACGUCGUCAACAGGGUCGCGCGCAUUCCUACGAAUGAAUAUUCGCCGGAAGAAUCAGCGCGAGGGAUUGUUUUUAUUUCGAUUCAGAGCGAUCAUGAUGCUGGAUGCUGUUUAUAUCGAAGAACGGGCAAUAAAAAAAAAAAAACGCAAAUACGCUUUGAAGAGGCCUGUGUCCUGCUUUAAUCGAUAUCCAUUAUCGCCUCUCAUCCUUGAAGCAUGGACAGACUAGAGGAACUUGUAAACCAGUGGAUAUGGCGGCAGGACUUCUGGCUUCCUCCUGGCGUCACAUGGAAAGAUAUCGCAGAGGGGACAUUGGAUGGAAGUCGGCAUCCCGUACCCCGCGACCUGCUCAUCUCCCUGCCUUUGGCCCUGGGUUUCAUUGCCCUGCGUUUUGUUUUUGAAAGGGUUGUGGCGCUGCCGCUCAGCCGAUGGUUGGGAGUCUGUGACAGGGUUCGGGUUCGUGUCACGCCUGUCCCGAAGCUGGAGGCGUUUUACCUGCAGAAGAACAAGCAGCCGUCACAGGUUGAAUGAUUUAGUGGUUCUGGAGAAGCACUGCGGACUCACUCAGCGCCAAAUCCAGACCUGGCUGCGUCAGCGCCGGAACCAGGACAGACCCAGCAACACCAGAAAGUUCUGCGAAGCUUCGUGGAGGUUUGUCUUUUAUCUCAUUGCGUUCUUAGCUGGUCUCAUCUCCCUGAUUAAUACUCCAUGGUUUUGGGAUCAUCGGGAAUGCUGGAGCGGAUACCCAAGACAGGGCAUAGCAGAAGCCCAGUACUGGUAUUACAUCAUGGAGUUGUCCUUCUACCUCUCGCUUCUGCUCUGCGUAUCGGUGGACAUAAAGCGCAAAGACUUCAAAGAGCAAAUCAUUCACCACAUCGCCACCAUUUUCCUCAUCGCGUUCUCAUACUGUGCAAAUUAUGUGCGCGUGGGUACCCUGGUGAUGCUCGUCCACGAUUCCUCUGACUUCCUGCUGGAGUCUGCCAAGAUGUUCAAUUACGCUGGAUGGAGGAAGACCUGCGAUGCCCUGUUUGUUGUUUUUGCUGCGGUUUUCCUGGUAACUCGCCUUGUGGUUUUCCCAUGCAGAGUUAUCUAUACAGCUGUGGUGGAUUCAUUGGACGUCUUUCCUCCGUACCCUGGUUAUUAUUUCUUAAACGGCCUUUUGCUGGUUCUUCAAGCACUGCACAUCUUCUGGGCUUGGCUGAUUCUUCGAAUGGUUCACAAAUUUGUCUUUUUAGGCAAAGUGGAACGUGAUGAACGGAGUGAUGAAGAGAGUGAGGCUGAUGAAGAAGAAGAUGAAGUUGGAGAAGAAGAGUGCAGCUGGGAGCAGAAAAAGGGUGCACUUAACUCAAAAUUUGUGUCAUUGGCCAAUAACUGUGUUUUGAACAAUUUAACCAAUCAGAGACGAAAAAUGAAUAGCAGAACGCCAAAAGCCAGAUAGUAAAUCUACUUUAUGUAUUUGUUUUGUUUAAACAUGUUGAAUAACCUCCACUCUCUUGACUUAUCUUGUUUGACAAGGUCCAACUUUGAUUCCAGAUUGACAAUGUUUGUUUGCGUGAAAACAUAAGGAGAACCUAAUGCACUGAUUGCGUAGAACAAAUACUACUACUUGUUUGUAUUAUUACAUUACCAUUAGAGUAUAUUUGAAAUAGGCUCAAAGUGCUGUCUUUAAUUAAAGUUAGUCUAAUUAAUUAAAGUGUGAUGGCUGUUUAGAACUUAAACAGCAAAAUAAAUAAGGUGGGGAGCAUAAAAAGGAUUCAUAAACAAUUGUUGAGCUCUUGUUUAAAUUAGGUUGCUAAUGUGCUGCAACUGUUCGUUAUGGAACAGUGAUAUGUAAACACAAGUCGGCCCUCCUGAUGAGAGAUACCCACAAUAUUUAGGUGCACUCUUUUUAAAUACUUUUAAUAGAACAAAACAUAUAGAUAUUUCAGUCUUAGAUAUUUUAAACCUGUGAGUUUUCUGCAGUGGCUCUUAUUUUUCCAAAUGGUCACUGGUGGACCAUUAGAAAAGACUUAGAGCGCCAUCUAAUGGUGAACUGUCCAAAUGUCUUUGUGAUUUUUGCUGCUGUUGCAAGGGACUACUGGAGCUUGUUGUCUUUUGUCCGUUAGUACUUUUUGUUGUUCAACAUGAAAUACAAUGAUUUGUGCAUUGAAAUCUUAAAAUCAAAGUGGGUAGUGUGAUUUGAGGACUCCUACAGUAUGUAGGCCCCUUGAUUUCUUGAGUAUUGAAUCUGCUCCAAGGGCUAAAGGCAAAGUGUUUUUGUUUUGCAUAGGGCUGGAAAUGUAUUCAUGUUUAGAAUACAGUAACACACCUAACCUAAGUUGUUUAUUUGCACCAUAGCCAUGAACUGAGCCUUUUGUCCGAAAGCUGUGCGUCUGUCCUACACUUUCACUUUAAUUUUCAAAUGACCUGUGAUUGUUUUUGUAUGGAUACAUUUUUGUUUUUGGUUUUUGGGAUUUUACUGUGCUCUGAUUUCGCUAAUAGUAACAUAAUGCAGAUGUUAUAUAACUUGUAACAAUGACAGAAGAGGGAUAUAUUCUUAUGAUAUAUGAACUACCGUCUUUGAUACUGUGGUAUUAUUGCAUUCUUGUUUUUCACUCUGCCAUUUUCUCUGUGCCCUUUUGAAUAACAAUAAAAAUGUGAAGAGUAA